UGCAGUCGGCUCUUUGCACCCGGCGCUAAAUUCACACGGACCCAUAAGAGAUAAUAAAGAGGCUCAAACCGACCGAAUAGGUUAUUCAUAUAAGGAGACAAGAGGCGGGAAGGCAGGCGGUUUAUUUUAUAUAGCCAAAGAUAUAAUGUUUAAACGCUGACGUUCGAAACAGAACUACAGAUAUGGACGGAGAGAAGCUGCAGCUUUUGAAUGGAGAAAAAAGUACCUACUCUGGAAUUUCGGGGAAGGAAUUUCACUGCCAGAUGCUGGCAUACAUGUCAGAUUUGAAUGGCAUUGAACUUGCUCACCAGGUCAACCGUCAUUGCCACUCUAACCGUUUACAGGAGAACUGGCACAGCACAGAAAAGGAGAGGGCUCGCAGGAAGCUCUAUGUGGCAUCUGUUAUAUGUCUGCUUUUCAUGAUUGGAGAGGUAAUAGGUGGGUACUUGGCACACAGCUUGGCAAUCAUGACGGAUGCUGCUCAUCUUCUGACUGAUUUUGCUAGCAUGAUGAUUAGUUUAUUUGCUCUAUGGAUGUCUUCGCGUCCAGCUACAAAAACCAUGAACUUUGGAUGGCAUCGUGCAGAGAUUUUAGGAGCCCUUGUAUCGGUUCUGUCUAUCUGGGUAGUAACUGGAGUCUUGGUGUACCUGGCUGUAGAGCGUUUAAUUUCAGGGGAUUAUGAAAUAGAAGGAGAAACAAUGCUAAUCACUUCGGCUUGUGCUGUAGCGGUGAACAUCAUAAUGGGGGUAACCCUUCAUCAAACGGGCCAUGGGCACAGUCAUGGAGCUGGCAGCACACAUGGACAUUCACAUUCAGACAGCUCUGAAGAACACCAUAAUCCUAGUGUCCGGGCUGCUUUCAUUCAUGUUGUGGGAGACUUGUUGCAGAGUAUUGGGGUGCUUGUUGCUGCUUAUGUAAUCUACUUUAAGCCAGAAUACAAAAUGAUUGAUCCGAUCUGUACAUUCCUGUUCUCAUUCCUGGUCUUAGGCACUACACUUACAAUCCUUAGAGAUGUCUUACUUGUACUGAUGGAGGGUACCCCUAAGGGUGUCGACUUUAACUUGGUGAAGGACACUCUACUAUCAAUCAGGGGAGUGAAAGCUGUUCACAGUCUUCAUAUCUGGGCUCUCACGGUCUCCCAGCCUGUUCUAUCUGUCCAUAUAGCAAUCAAUGAAGAUGCUAACUCACAGAUGAUCUUGACAGAGGCCAGCUCGCAGCUACAGAACAAAUUCCAUUUUCACACCACAACCAUUCAGAUAGAAAAUUACUCUGAGGAUAUGAGGGAUUGCCAAGAGUGCCAGGAUCCUUCAGACUGAGGCGCCAACCACUACUGAAAGACUGCAUAGUCCCAAGGGUACCCCACAACCUGGAACUUGGAGAAUUACCCAGGUUGCUUGUAAACUUCCUGAGAGUGAAGACUGAGAAUACAGUGGAUGCUGAUGUAUGUGGUUAAUGCCAAGAUUUGUAGAAGUCUGUGGUGGGAAGAAUUUAAAGUUGGCUCUUGAAAUUCUCCACUUGAAAAUUCUUCUUUCUGUGACUGCAGUGAGGUAAUAAUGUGCAGGCCCACAAGUGUUCCUGUUGAUCUUCAUUCUUAGCUUCAGCUUCCAUAUAUUAGUUGGUAGAAUUUCCCACUUGUUUGUAGGGUGAUAAUAAAACCAAAACUUAUCGUUUUAUGAUAAUGAACUAAAGAUUCACCAGUGAUUUCCUAAAAUCCCCCAUGAAAGAGGCUCUUUAUUUAUUUUUGGUACAGAACUGUAAAUUACAAAAACUGCAUAUGUGUGAAUAUACUUUCUUGUUGAUUUAAGUGAAAAAUAUAAACAAAAGACAAGAUGUCUAAA
This is a messenger RNA of Pelobates fuscus (common spadefoot toad), 1838 nucleotides long. RefSeq names its product solute carrier family 30 member 2 (gene SLC30A2). Bases 183 to 1316 code for a protein of 377 amino acids. NCBI's taxonomy places the organism in Eukaryota, Metazoa, Chordata, Amphibia, Anura, Pelobatidae. The transcript is spliced from 8 exons. Gene Ontology annotation, cellular component: plasma membrane. The record is from RefSeq and is a predicted model, not a curated record. Gene Ontology annotation, biological process: zinc ion transmembrane transport; response to zinc ion. Gene Ontology annotation, molecular function: zinc ion transmembrane transporter activity.